UUCCCUCUCUCUUUAUUCUCCCUCUCUCAUCUCCUCUCUUCCUCUGCUCCUUUCUCCUGCUUUAACAGAACUUAUGUGGCUGGGACGCAGGGCCCUCGGGUGUCAAAACUUUGAAGAUUAAUGGAUUACUUUGUUAAUGACUGCAGGCGUCAGACUGAGGUGCUUAAAUGAUUUGUGAGGUGCGAGGCGUCUUCCCGACAGUCCCAAACAAUGCGCGGAGUGUGCGGGGGAGGCAGAGGGCAGCCACCGGCGGGACCGACAGCAGGGCUUACACUCGCGCACAUUCACACACACACACACACACACACACUCCCAGGCACACACACUAGAUAGAUCCUUGCAGAUCAGGAGGCACGCAGGCACCCUCGCCCCCACGUACUCCGGGACAUCCCCACCCACACCAACAUAUAUGUAUUUUUGCUCUGAAAAAAGUGUAAAUAAAGCCUCGCUGGCCCCCAAUGAGGCGUUCCUUCCCGACUUUUUUGGAUCAAUCAAACAGACAGUGGCUUCUUUUGAUUAAAGCCCAAAUUGUCAUUGGGCAGAAGCAAUCAUGUGACAGCCAAUUCGGUCCAAUUUCAACCUUGUCUCCAUGAAUUCAAUAGUUUAAUAGUAGCGCGGUCCCCAUACGGCUGUAAUCAGUGAAUUAGAAAAAAAACACCCUAGCAGCGAUAUUCUAUGAUAGAUUUUUUUUUCCUCUGCGCUCGCCUUUUUCCUAGGCCUUGCCCCCCCAAAGCCCCUCCAAAAGAGGGAACUUUUUCUCUGAGGGGGCUCCAAGGAGAAGGCCAUGAAUUACGAAUUUGAGCGAGAGAUUGGUUUUAUCAAUAGCCAGCCGUCGCUCGCUGAGUGCCUGACAUCUUUUCCCCCUGUCGCUGAUACAUUUCAAAGUUCAUCAAUCAAGACCUCGACGCUUUCACACUCGACACUGAUUCCUCCUCCUUUUGAGCAGACCAUUCCCAGCCUGAACCCCGGCAGUCACCCUCGCCACGGCGCUGGCGGCCGCCCCAAGCCGAGCCCCGCGGGCAGCCGCGGCAGCCCGGUGCCCGCCGGCGCCCUGCAGCCGCCCGAGUACCCCUGGAUGAAGGAGAAGAAGGCGGCCAAGAAAACCGCACUUCUGCCGGCCGCCGCCGCCGCCGCCACCGCCGCAGCCACCGGCCCUGCUUGCCUCAGCCACAAAGAAUCCCUGGAAAUCGCCGAUGGCAGCGGCGGGGGAUCGCGGCGCCUGAGAACUGCUUACACCAACACACAGCUUCUAGAGCUGGAAAAAGAAUUUCAUUUCAACAAGUACCUUUGCAGACCCCGAAGGGUGGAGAUUGCAGCGCUGCUGGAUUUGACUGAGAGACAAGUGAAAGUGUGGUUUCAGAACCGGAGGAUGAAGCACAAGAGGCAGACCCAGUGCAAGGAAAACCAAAACAGCGAAGGGAAAUGUAAAAGCCUUGAGGACUCCGAGAAAGUAGAGGAGGACGAGGAAGAGAAGACGCUCUUUGAGCAAGCCCUUAGCGUCUCUGGGGCCCUUCUGGAGAGAGAAGGCUACACUUUUCAGCAAAAUGCCCUCUCUCAGCAGCAGGCUCCCAAUGGACACAAUGGCGACUCCCAAAGUUUCCCAGUCUCGCCUUUAACCAGCAAUGAGAAAAAUCUGAAACAUUUUCAGCACCAGUCACCCACUGUUCCCAACUGCUUGUCAACAAUGGGCCAGAACUGUGGAGCUGGCCUAAACAAUGACAGUCCUGAGGCCCUUGAGGUCCCCUCUUUGCAGGACUUUAGCGUUUUCUCCACAGAUUCCUGCCUGCAGCUUUCAGAUGCAGUUUCACCCAGUUUGCCAGGUUCCCUCGACAGUCCCGUAGAUAUUUCAGCUGACAGCUUAGACUUUUUUACAGACACACUCACCACAAUCGACUUGCAGCAUCUGAAUUACUAAAAACAUUAAAGCAAAACAAAGCAUCACCAAACAAAAACUCCUUUGACCAGGUGGUUUUGCCUUCUUUUAUUUGGGAGUUUAUUUUUUAUUUUCUUCUUGACCUACCCCUUCCCUCCUUUAAGUGUUGAGGAUUUUCUGUUUAGUGAUUCCCUGACCCAGUUUCAAACAGAGCCAUCUUUUACAGAUUAUUUUGGAGUUUUAGUUGUUUUAAACCUAACUCAACAACCCUUUAUGUGAUUCCUGAGAGCAAUAUGAGGCCUGCAAGAAAGUGAUCAUAUAAUUGUAUCUUCACUUUCUUAUUUUUGUAUUACAUUGGGAUGCAUUGUCAUGCAUAUUUUUUGUAGAAUAAAUUCUCCUUUGCUAUAAGUAGCUUUCUUAUUUUUCUCCCCCUCUUUUUUCAAGGCUCAUAACGGUUUCUUUUUCUUCUUUUAGUCUAACUUCAUAAAUAAAAUUCGUCACAAUUUAUCUUCUUUUUUCAAUUUUAAUACAUUUAUUAAGGCGGCAUGUUCAAAGUCUUCAAUGGACAGCAACAAAACAGAAAGCCAAAAAAUGACUAGGGCUUCUAAUAAGUGUUUUUUUUUUUCUUUUUUGCUUCUUCUUCUCCUCUUUCUUUUUAAAGGAUUUGAUUUUCAGUGCACAGGUUCAAGCCAUAGAUUUAAAUUGGUAAUAGAGACAGAAUUGGACAGUCUAAGAUUUGGGCCAAGCCCAAGCUCUUGAAAGUGGAGAAAUAAAGUGCCUACAGAAACCCCCAACUCCAGGAAUGAGUAACACGGAGUUUCUUUAAUAAGCUACCAGUCUCCAGGUCAAUAACUAAGUUAUCAACAAUUCAUUUGUUUAUACACUUUUGUUUCAAACAUCCACAUUUCAACCCCCUCCCCCAUAAAUCCCUCCACAUUUUCAGUGUGGUUGAUUAAUCUCCCAGCUGUUGAUGGGUUCAGGCAAAACAGACCUAAAAGAUAGAGAAAAACAAAAAUAAAACAUAACAGUGAUUACUAUCUGGAAAAUGCACCCCAGAAAAUGUUCUUUCCAAUCCUCUGGUUCAGUCACUCUAGGAUUCUUUUUUUUUUUCAGGGUCAGAAAAAUCAAUAUUUCAUUCUUAAACCUGUUUACAUUGCUAAUAAUAGAUCGUUAAUGCUUCGAAGUCAGGUUAGCAAGUUGAGAUUUAAAAUGGUGUGUUUCUACACCCUAGGUUAUAAAUUAACGCAGGUUCUAGAGAGAGAGAAAAGCACUUUAAAUGAAAUAUCAAUAAAAUGUGAUCUAGGGUG
Pan troglodytes (chimpanzee) is the source of this 3180-nucleotide messenger RNA. It is a transcript of the gene HOXA2, whose product is annotated as homeobox A2. Gene Ontology annotation, cellular component: nucleus. The record is from RefSeq and is a predicted model, not a curated record. Gene Ontology annotation, molecular function: RNA polymerase II cis-regulatory region sequence-specific DNA binding; DNA-binding transcription factor activity, RNA polymerase II-specific. The coding region runs from base 785 to 1915 and encodes 376 amino acids. The transcript is spliced from 2 exons. Gene Ontology annotation, biological process: regulation of transcription by RNA polymerase II. Lineage: Eukaryota; Metazoa; Chordata; Mammalia; Primates; Hominidae.